Messenger RNA from Gadus chalcogrammus (walleye pollock), 990 nucleotides. RefSeq lists its product as uncharacterized. The coding region runs from base 72 to 815 and encodes 247 amino acids. The transcript is spliced from 4 exons. The record is from RefSeq and is a predicted model, not a curated record. Lineage: Eukaryota; Metazoa; Chordata; Actinopteri; Gadiformes; Gadidae.
CCACUGUUCAACCAAGCAAGGAGGUGGACGCCGCUGAUGACUUUACAUUCAGUACAUUGUCAGACUUGGACAUGGCCGAUUUGGGUGUUGCUCCAUUGUCUGCCUCAGCACUUCCAACCUCACCUGCACCUCAAACAUAUUCCAUCAUAUUCGACAACCUGGACUUUUACGUUCAGACGCAUCAUCAGUCCACCAGCCAGACCAACAAGUCAAUUCACUGGAUCCACCACAUGUGUGUCAUCAACAGAAUCAACUCACUACACCUUGACAAGUUGAAACCGACAAAUUCUUUGAUUGACUAUGAUCUCGGGAAUUCACUUCCUGGACCAGACACACAAGCCAGUAUGCGUCGGGAAUUCGUUGUUUUGGGGAGCCGAAUCCUGACAGCUUAUUUGGAAUCAUUCAAGACCCUCUCCAGUGUGGUUGUUCAACAUAUCCCCCACCAGUUCUCUGAAGAAAUGGCCCAGCCAUCCACUCAUUAUCCACUUGGACUUCUAUUCAAGGACGAAACACAAACUGCCGACCUGGUGGAUGUGCUCCAGCACCUUCAAAAGGAGUAUGUGCCAAGAUGUCCUGAUGGGCUUGAAAAGAUUUUGAUCGGGGGUGACAGACUGACAGAGGCCAAUUCCCGGAAUAUCCAGUUGGCGUUUGCUGAUGGGGAGACGGAGGAGGACCGCCUGGAAGGCCUCUGUGUCAAAUAUGAAGACUGGCACGCAAUUCGAAAACUCUUUGAGAUAUAUCAUCAGAUCUUCUUUAGUGAAGAAUCUGCCAAAGACCAUGGCACACUCCACGCCAACAUGAAUCUCUUGAGGUAAUCAAUCACUAAACAUCAGAAACCAUGUGUUUUCAGAUUAAUGUCAGAUUGACAUUCAUUACUGUGUAUGUAUCUUAUUGUAUAAUUCUUUUCUCUCUACAUUUCUUCCCCUAAAGAGUAUCUUCGCCAACCAUGAAGUUGGCGUGGACUUAUGAACUGUGUGCAUGUUACCAAGA